AUGGCGGCUCCAGAAAUAGUGGAGGUGGAGCCGGAAGCCAGCACCAGAGGCCCUGAGAUAGUCACCAUGGGGGAGAAUGAUCCUCCGGCCGCCGAAGCCCCCUUCUCCUUCAGAUCGCUCUUUGGCUUGGAUGACUUGAAAAUAAGUCCCGUGGCACCAGACAGUACGCGGUGGGCUGCGCAGAUCUUGUUCCCUGCAUGCCCUUGAAGUUUUUUUCCGAUCAUUGUCAUUGGGAUCAUUGCCUUGAUACUGGCGCUGGCCAUCGGCCUGGGCAUCCACUUCGAUUGCUCUGGGAAGUACAGGUGCCAUUCGUCUUUCAAGUGCAUCGAACUGACAGCUCGGGCGAACGGGGUCCCUGACUGCAGGACGGGGAGGAUGAAGUACCGAUGCGUGCGGGUGAGUGGCCAGAGAGCCGCGCUCCAGGUGUUCACGGCCGCUGCCUGGAGGACCAUGUGCUCUGAUGACUGGAAAAACCACUACGCCAAGGUUGCCUGUGCCCAGCUGGGGUUUCCCAGCUAUGUAAGCUCGGACCACCUCAGAGUGGACGCACUUGAGGAGCAGUUCCAGGGUGACUUCGUGUCCAUCAAUCACCUCUUGCCAGAUGACAAGGUGACCACGUUGCACCACUCUGUGUACAUGAGGGAAGGCUGUGCCUCGGGACGCGUGGUCACCUUGAAGUGCUCAGCCUGUGGCCUGAGAACCGGCUACAGCCCUCGCAUUGUGGGUGGAAACAUGUCCUCGCUUGCCCAGUGGCCCUGGCAGGUCAGCCUCCAGUUCCAGGGGUACCACCUGUGUGGGGGCUCCGUCAUCACCCCUCUGUGGAUCGUCACCGCUGCACACUGUGUUUACGACCUGUACCACCCCAAGUCCUGGACCGUCCAGGUGGGUCUUGUGUCCCUGACGGAUAGCCCCGUGCCCUCCCAUCUGGUGGAGAAGAUCAUCUACCACAGCAAAUACAAGCCGAAACGGCUAGGCAAUGACAUCGCCCUCAUGAAACUGGCUGAGCCUCUCACAUGUGAUGAGACCAUCCAGCCUGUCUGUCUGCCUAACUCGGAAGAGAACUUUCCUGAUGGGAAACUGUGCUGGACGUCAGGAUGGGGGGCCACGGAGGAUGGAGGUGACGCCUCCCCUGUCCUGAACCACGCGGCUGUCCCGUUAAUUUCCAACAAGAUCUGCAACCACAGGGACGUGUACGGCGGCAUCAUCUCCCCGACCAUGCUCUGUGCAGGCUACCUGAAGGGCGGUGUGGACAGCUGCCAGGGAGACAGUGGGGGCCCCCUGGUGUGCCAGGAGAGGAGACUGUGGAAGCUGGUGGGUGCCACAAGCUUUGGCAUUGGGUGUGCUGAGGUGAACAAGCCUGGGGUCUACACCCGCAUCACUGCCUUCCUGGAUUGGAUUCAUGAGCAGCUGGAGAGAGACCUGAAGACUUGA
This is a messenger RNA of Arvicola amphibius (Eurasian water vole), 1431 nucleotides long. RefSeq names its product transmembrane serine protease 3 (gene Tmprss3). Gene Ontology annotation, cellular component: membrane. The record is from RefSeq and is a predicted model, not a curated record. Gene Ontology annotation, biological process: proteolysis. Lineage: Eukaryota; Metazoa; Chordata; Mammalia; Rodentia; Cricetidae. Gene Ontology annotation, molecular function: serine-type endopeptidase activity.